AUGGAUAUAAAGGCCAUGUCAUCCAGAUCGACACAGACUCACAGGUUGAGCUCACUUCCGGACUGUCCUCAGAUGGCCUCGGACCCAGCGUGGACACAGCAAAGGCACCAGGUGCAGGAGGAUGGGGAAGCUCCCCGAAGUCGAUUGUCCGAGAAACUUCUGGACUUUUUCCAGGUCCCAUCCGAAUGGAGGACAGGAAGUGAUGAAGAACUCCUUCUCAGGCUAAAGGCCCGAGAAAUAAUAGGAGAAAAGGUCAAGGGCAGAUGCUCAGAGAGCACAGAGGCUCAGGGGAAGCCACUGCUGCCAAGGCCGAACCCAAAACUUUUGCCAAAAAAAGCGAAGUCACCAACUUCGGAUGAGGUCACCGAAGUCUGUAGGAGUGCAAUGUGGCAGAAGAAGGAGCCUAGUAAGGAGAACCCACAAAUGAGCGGGCAACCAUCAACACCAGGCCCCAUCUUAGGCGAUAAAUGGCCCUCCUCGGUCACUUCACCCAGGCAAAGGAUAAGUGGAAGUAACCUUCCACAAAACCCCUCCAGUAAUGCUGGAGAGAACCAAACAAACCCUCAUGAAAACUUCACAAGGAAAACUUCCAGCAAAACAUUGCUGGAGGAUAAUGGGCACCUCGAAAGAUGGUACCACAAGGCCACACGGAUGGCCGAACUUCUAACUUUCACCCCACACAUAGACAGGGUGAAGUGGGACUGGUUAAAUAACGGUCCUACUCAACUCCCUGACAUGAAGUGGUCAGGCGAAAACGAUACAGAAAUUUUCUGGCAGUGGUACACCACACUGCUAGGAUUCCUCACAUCACGAGGAUAUAGAGGUGCACACUACGAUGAAAUCCAUCUGGAUUGUCUCAUUGGUGGAUUGGCAGAGCCUGCACUCUCACACGGACUAAAACUCCAUGAAGAAGCCCUCCUUAGAGAUAAAGGGGGGAAAUUUCUUGAAGUUCUCGAUACUCUAAUGAGGACAUAUAUCAAGGAGCCCGCCACAUUGAAGGUGACGGAAAAAUACUGCAAUGUAAAGUACAAUGCAGGAAAAGGACCCAGACAGUCCUACCCAGAACCAUUGCUUAAUGCUAGGUUUCUGGAAAACAUCCUCCCUGAAUGCAAGGAGGAAAUAAUCAAAAUGGGAUUCUCCUCUUUCGAGGAGAUGUUCAGAACAACAUCUCGCAUGGACGAGAUGAAAAACAGGCUGAGGAUAGCUCCAGCCUACAGGCCAGAAUGCUAUGCCAGACCUAAAACCACCGUGACCGCAAAUCGUGAAAAGCCCAACCAGGCGGGAAAGGAGAAACACACAGAGGCAAGAGCCAAUGUGCAAGACCCUAAACCCAAAUGGAAAGGCGAAUCCUCCCUGAAGCAGUCAGGGAACACUGACCAAAGGCUGGUACAAUUAGUAGGAGACAGAAACCCAAGGCACAGGAUCGCCAGGGAAGUCGACUACAAAACAGAAGGUGAAGUUGGAGAUGAGUCCAAUGAAGAAGAACCGGAGAAUAUCUCUGGUGAUUUCGAAGUGGAGGACACCUCCAAUGACUUUGAACCAGAGGACCCAAACAAGGGACCUCACUACUCGCCCAGAAGAAAGGGUGAGGACAUCAGCGUUGGGACCACAAUAAUGGCCCCAAGAUCCGACAUCAUUGAAAACAAUGACGAAAACAAUACACUAAAACUGGCGAUAAGCCAGACCAAAAAAAGAACUACCCGACUUCCGGACCUCCACCCUCUUCACCUCCGGAGUCAUAACCUACCGCUGCCGUUCCGAUACUCACCUUCGGUCCUGGCAACACACCCCCUCCUUACCUCUCCAACCCUACCUCCGUCCGCUCCGAUACUCAUCUCGGACCGAACACCGCCCCUCUCGCCACCCUCUUACUACUCCGCUCCCCCUUCACAACACCUCCACCCUCCUGUCAUCCUCCUAUGCUUCCCCCAUCCGCUCCGAUACUCACCUUCAGACCUGACUACUCUCCUUUCCGCCACUCCUUCUCCCUUACCUUUCCCCUCUCUCCUCCCUCUGUUACUCCUCCGCCACCCUUCCGCCAAGUUACGACCUUCCACCGCUGUUCCGUACUUCGCACUCGGACACCGCUCGUACCUUGCUCCAAGCCUCCAUCAUAGUCCCUACCUCGGACUUUGA
Cantharellus anzutake is the source of this 2136-nucleotide messenger RNA. RefSeq lists its product as uncharacterized. Bases 1 to 2136 code for a protein of 711 amino acids. Lineage: Eukaryota; Fungi; Basidiomycota; Agaricomycetes; Cantharellales; Hydnaceae. The record is from RefSeq and is a predicted model, not a curated record. The transcript has 2 exons.